UCUUCGCGGCCGGGAGGAGUUUUCUGGGUUGGGAGGAGGGGCAUGACUGCGCGGCAAAUCUGGCGGGAACGAGCUAAAGAGGAUUAGGGCGCGCGGCGUAGCGGUUCCUGGUCUCUCAAGUCGAGCGGCCCGGCAGCCGCUGUUGCUCGAGGGAAGUCGGGACGCCCAGGUCUAUCUUUUAAGCCUACAGCUGAACUUGGUUUUUUCAAAUUGAGAGUAUCUUUUAACAGCUCUCAGGGUCAUUUCUCAGCAGUAGAGGUUACAAGUAAUCCACUGAAUAACCAGUUCCAAAUCCUGUCAUCAAAUUCUAUGCUCCUAUUUCAAAUGGUAAUAGAUGCCUAAUAUUUCUUUUAUUUAAAAGAAAUGAGUGUAACUAGUAUUGCAUCAAGAGUUGAAACCUGGCUUUUAGCUACAUGGCAUGUUAAAGUACCUUUGAUGUGGCUGGAAGCUUGUAUUAACUGGAUCCAAGAAGAAAAUGAUAAUGUUAAUUUGAGUCAGGCACAAAUGAAUAAACAAGUGUUUGAACAAUGGCUCCUUACUGAUCUCAGAGACUUGGAGUAUCCUCUUUUACCUGAUGGCAUUUUAGAAGUUCCAAAAGGAGAACUGAAUGGAUUUUUUGCUCUGCAAAUUAUUUCAUUGGUUGAUGUAAGUCAACCUGCAUAUGCCCAGAUACAGAAGUUGAGAGGGAAGAAUACAAGUAAUGACCUAAUUACAGCUGAAACACAAGUAGUCCCAAAACCUUGGGAAGCAAAGCCUUCACGAAUGUUGAUGCUACAGCUGACUGAUGGAAUUGUACAAAUACAGGGAAUGGAAUAUCAUUCUAUUCCAGCUCUUCAUAGUGAUCUUCCUCCAGGAACAAAAAUUUUGAUUUAUGGAAACAUUUCUUUCCGUCUUGGUGUUCUCUUACUGAAACCAGAAAAUGUGAAAGUGUUAGGAGGAGAAGUAGAUGCUCUUUUAGAAGAAUAUGCCCCCCAAAGAGUACUUGCAAGAUUAAUUGGGGAACCUGAUCCUACAGUUUCAGUCAUACCAAAUAAUUCUAACCAAAGCAUCCCCAGAAUUACAGAUGUUCUAGAUCCUACAUUAGGACCUUCCGAUGAAGAACUCUUGGCAAGUCUUGAUGAAAGUGAUGAACUUGCAGCAAAUAAUGCCUCCUUGGAAAGAAGUUGUUUCAGCACAGGUAGUUCCUCAAAUGCUAUUCCCACCACACAAUUAGAUUUUGAACCAGGACUUGUUAUUUCUCCAAGACCAAAAGAGAGACCACGAAACCAAUCCAUGCCUUUCACUGAUGGGGAAUUAGAGGACUUUUCAUUGGAGGAGGUCUUGCUUUUAGAAGAAGCUGUCCAGAAAGAACAAAUGGAGACUAAAGAAUUGCAGCCAAUGACUUUGAACAGAACUCCAGAUGAAAGUAUAGAGAGAUUUUUGCAUAGAUCUAAUACUCUGAAUAAUUUUUCUUUGAUUUGCAAAAAUGGAAACAAUUGGAACAAAAAAAAUUUAUCUGAGCAAAUGACUAAUGAAGACAAAUCUUUUAGUUGUCCAUCUGCUAGAGACCGAAACAGUAGUACUUUUUCAGUUAAUCAUAAUGUACCCCUACCCCAUGAUUUUACAAAUGAAGAUAAGAAUUCAGAGCCAUAUAAUGAAAUAGAACAAGCCAGCAGUUCAGGUGGACAUUCCUUCAAUAAUAAAAUAUUAAAUGGAGAGCUGGUCAGUUAUGUACCAAAAAAGAGUGGAGACAUUUCUAAUGAAAGCGAGCGCCAUUUACAGUCUUGUUCUUUAAGAUCAUCAGAGAAUAGCACUAAUCUUUCUGUCACCAUGGAUUUAUAUUCUCCACCCUUUAUCUAUUUGUCUGUUUUAAUGGCCAGCAAACCAAAGGAAGUUACAACAGUGAAAGUCAAAGCAUUUAUUGUAACCUUAACUGGAAAUCUCUCAAGUUCUGGUGGCAUAUGGAGUAUAACAGCAAAAAUUUCUGAUGGUACUGCAUAUCUAGAUGUAGGCUUUGUACAUGAAAUACUUUUUAGUCUGAUAGGGUUUUCAGUCCCAGAAAUGAAACAGUUAAAAAAGGAUCCUUGUAAAUACCAAAAGUUCCGAGAAGGUUUGCAGAAAUGUCAGAGAGAUUUAAUAGAUUUGUGCUGUCUAAUGACUAUUUCAUUUGAUCCCUGCUUGUCUAAGGCAAUGGUACUGGCAUUACAAGACGUUAAUAUGGAACACCUUGAGAACCUAAAGAGGCGAUUAAAGAAAUAAUUUACUAAAAUUGUAUUAGAAAACAAUUCCAAAAAAUGAGGAAAUAUUUAGAAUUAAAUUUGUCCUUUUACUUUUGUAACUUUCUUUUUUUAGAAGGGGAAAGGAAGUUUUGUAACUAAUUUCAGUUUAAUUUAAAAAUGUUUAAUCAUGUUUAUGUGUUUUAAAUUUUUUAAUAAAAUUUUU
Molecule: messenger RNA, 2421 nt
Organism: Phacochoerus africanus (Common warthog)
Lineage: Eukaryota; Metazoa; Chordata; Mammalia; Artiodactyla; Suidae
Gene: RMI1
Product: RecQ mediated genome instability 1
Exons: 4
Coding region: 364-2238 (624 amino acids)
Biological process (GO): resolution of meiotic recombination intermediates; double-strand break repair via homologous recombination
Cellular component (GO): nuclear body; RecQ family helicase-topoisomerase III complex
Molecular function (GO): nucleotide binding
Source: RefSeq, a predicted model, not a curated record